AUGAGUCACCGCGACCUCGGCCCAGAGCAGAAGAAGGAACAGGGGGUAUUGGUGCUGUCUUUAUGGGCUGUAAUACAAUGUUCGCCUUAUGACGACGGGAAGUACCAUCCAAAGAAAUACAGGGUAUACGACGAUGGAGGGUACUACAGACCUUUAGACGAAGGCAAGUAUGUUCCCGGAGAUGAGGGAAAAUAUACGUACAUUUACCAACAAGGUUUAUAUCCAGAAGAUGAUGGCGACUACAGAUACGUACACCAAGUGGGACCAAAUGGCGGAUUUGGGGGUAACGGUGGCUAUGGAGGUAACGGUGGAAAUGGAGGAAACGGGGGCUACGGAGGAAAUGGAGGUUAUGGAGGAAAUGGAGGUUUUGGACCAAACGGCCCUAAUGGUCCUAAUGGACCCUAUGGUCCUAAAGGCCCACCCGGUCCACCUGGUCCGCCCGGCCCACCCGGCCCUCCAGGUUCUGGUGGCCGAAGAGGAAACCCAAUCGAUUACAUCGGCUCAAAAACAUAUGCUCACAGAUAUCCCUACAUUCAUAAAGUCAUUAAGGGAUUGGUAGACAAAUAUGUGUCAGACGAGGCUGUCAACUUCGGAGAUGAAUAUGAAGGAAGCACAAACCACUACAGGAAGGUGUAUGCUGAUAAGGAGAUUGCAGUGAAGUGCAGAUAUUUGGAACCAACUUAUAAUCAAACGGAGUUUGUGACCCAAUAUCCACCAACACUGAAGCUCCCUCAUGGCGAAAAAUUCGGUUCCUACUACAGUUUUAGAGGCACUAAAGUUCUAAAUACCGUAAAGAAUUCCCUAACAAAUAAAGUGAAGUUGGAGUACGAAGUAUUUUUCAUUGUCUUGGCCUUGACUGCUGUCAGCUUUUCUCAAGCUGAUGUGAGUCACUUGGUGAACGAUGGUCGGUAUCAUCCUGAACUCUACGGAGGAUACGAUGGAAGAUACCUGGCGGAAAGGAACGGCAAAUACGGUUCGAUCUACAACGCGUAUCAACCACGGUACUAUCAGGCGCUAAGUCGAGAGCUUUUGACACCCGUAGUAAGCGACAGCGCUGAGCACGUGGCUCUGCCUACAUCAGCAGUGACGUACCGCACUCCAUUUGCUCCAUCGACUUACCGUCCUUUCGUUUACUCUACGCCACGGCCGUUCGCUUUAAGCACCCAGGCUCCAGUCUACCAGAAGUCAGUCACUGAAAAGUCACCUGUAACUUACCAGAAGUCUGUCUCUCAGAAGGCUCCUGUAGCAGUUUACCACAAAUCUGUCUCCGAUGCUGCUGCAACUAUUCUAAGAGAAGACAGGACCUACGAUGAAAACAAUUACCACUACGCAUACGAAACCAACAACGGCAUUGCUGCCGAAGAGUCCGGCAUUGUUGACGCUUCUCACAAUGGAGUCGGUGGAGGUACCAGGGUUAAGGGAUUCUACGAAUACAUAGGCGAUGACGGUCUCAAAUACAGAGUAGACUACAUCGCCGACGAGAAUGGUUUCAGAGCUAGCGGAGCUCAUCUGCCCAAAGCUCCUUAA
This is a messenger RNA of Spodoptera exigua (beet armyworm), 1527 nucleotides long. The record is from the annotation of a GenBank genome assembly. NCBI's taxonomy places the organism in Eukaryota, Metazoa, Arthropoda, Insecta, Lepidoptera, Noctuidae.